This is a messenger RNA of Talaromyces marneffei, 810 nucleotides long. RefSeq lists its product as uncharacterized. Bases 1 to 810 code for a protein of 269 amino acids. NCBI's taxonomy places the organism in Eukaryota, Fungi, Ascomycota, Eurotiomycetes, Eurotiales, Trichocomaceae. Gene Ontology annotation, biological process: glutathione catabolic process. The record is from RefSeq and is a predicted model, not a curated record. Gene Ontology annotation, molecular function: gamma-glutamylcyclotransferase activity; glutathione specific gamma-glutamylcyclotransferase activity. The transcript has 5 exons. Gene Ontology annotation, cellular component: cytoplasm.
AUGACCAACCAAAUCUCCCGCGACGGCCGGACAUGGAAAGAGCAUUUCCCAGAAGGUGAUCUCUGGGUCUUUGGUUAUGGAAGUCUGAUAUGGAAACCACCUCCUCAUUUUGACAAACGGGUCCCCGGAUAUAUUAGUGGAUAUGUGCGACGGUUCUGGCAGGCCAGCACCGAUCAUCGCGGGACGCCGGAACGACCGGGGCGAGUGGUGACGGUUAUUGAGAAGUCGUUUUGGGAGACGUUGGAUGAUCCGCACAAAACCCUCGAAUCAUCCAACUCAUCAACCGUCUGGGGUGCCGCAUACCACAUCCCUGCCUCUCAUGCAGAAGAGGUGCACGACUAUCUCGACGUUAGGGAAAUAGAUGGUUAUACAGUGCAUUACACACCUUUCUAUGCAGUGAGGCCCAAAGACGAGCAGCCGCCAUCACAACACCAGCAAUCACCACUGUCCGAACUCCUGCCUACCUCAUCCAAACCCAUCACUUGCAUGGUCUACAUCGGCCAACCGACAAACCCUCAAUUCCUGCGUGACCCGGCCGAGCGCCACCCUGCCUCUGUGGCAGAAGUGAUUAGUCGAGGGGUAGGGCAAAGUGGACGGAAUCCAGAGUAUUUGUAUCUUUUGGAAAAGGCGCUGGAGGGUUUGGGAUUGGGCCUUGCCGAUGGCCAUGUAACGGAUUUGGUGAGGAGGGUGAAGGCGAUUGAGGGUCUGCAUGAUCGGAAAUGGGAGGCGGACGAGGAGGAAGAACGUGCGGAGAAGGAGGUAGAGAUAAAUAUUGCUGGGGGAGGCGGUACAGUGGAUGCUAUAGAAUAG